Messenger RNA from Penicillium daleae, 1617 nucleotides. Its product is annotated as D-aminopeptidase. Gene Ontology annotation, molecular function: aminopeptidase activity. The transcript has a single exon. The coding region runs from base 1 to 1617 and encodes 538 amino acids. NCBI's taxonomy places the organism in Eukaryota, Fungi, Ascomycota, Eurotiomycetes, Eurotiales, Aspergillaceae. The record is from RefSeq and is a predicted model, not a curated record.
AUGUCGGUCCAGAAGCAGACCAUCGAAGAAAUCAUUAAUGUGAUUCCCCUUCGCUACCGAGGACCCGGCGGUGCCUUGGCAGUCAUCAAGAAUGGCGAGGUCAUCAGCCAACGUGUCUGGGGAUACGCCGACCAGUCUCGUCGCAUUCCCGUGGACCCGUCAACCCAAUUCCCAAUAUGCUCAAUCACUAAGCAGUUUGUGUGCGGGUUGAUGAUGGAUCUUCAUCGGAAUCCCACCCCUACGAUGGCGGCCAAGGGCGAUGUGCAGAGUCAAUUCAUCGAGAAGCUGCAUGAGUUGCUCCCCAUGGCUCGAGAGAAGGGGUUGACGCUCCAGAAUCUGUGCGAUAUGCAGUCCGGCAUUCGUGAUUACUGGGCUAUGACGACUCUAUGGGGAGCCAAACCAGAGGAUGAGUUCUUGAUUGACAGGGAUACUCCCUCGAUGCUGGAUAGGACCAAGUCGCUGCACUUCGAACCGGGGACGGAGUACUCGUAUUCGAAUGUGAACUUCUAUUUGCUGGGACGAAUCAUUGAGCAUGUCACUGGGGAGCCACUUGGAAAACUGCUCGAGGAGAGAGUCUUGAAGCCAGCAGGAAUGACAACUGCGCUGCUUUGUCCGAACACUGCCCACCAUCCACCACCCUGCGUUGGCUACGAAGGGAACGAAGACCACGGAUUCUAUGAGGCAGUCAACCGCAUGGAGUGGUCGGGCGAUGCCGGAUUGGUAGCUUCUCUGAAUGAUAUGAUCGCCUAUGAGAAGUACCUCGACCAGUUGUCUGCUGACCCGCAGAGCUGGUACUACACUGCGACCAGGCCACAGACCUAUAGCGAUGGUGCGGCUGCGAGGUAUCACUAUGGUCUGAGUCAUGUGGAUAUCAAUGGCAUCAACGCAAUCGGUCAUGGUGGAGCUUUAAGAGGAUACCGGCUACAUCGGAAACAUGUGCCACAGGAGCAUCUAUCCGUCGUGGUUCUAUUCAAUCACGAGGCCGAUGCAUCCGCAGCGGUUGAAGAUAUCCUUCGAGGUGUAUUGAAUCGACCUAACCCCGAAAGCGCGCCCAUGAAACCUGCCGCAGAAUGGUAUGGCGUUUUCCUCGACCAGGCUACUCAAUUGGCAAUCACUGUAGCCAAGAGCUCGCGAGAAGGGGAAGUCUUGGUUACAUACGACGCCCAUUUGGAGCCCGCAUCGCUCAAGUUGAUUGAUGCGAAGAACGGCAAAUCCCGCUCGAUGACUGGGUCCAUUGACGGGGAUGUCUUGCACAUUCAUCGCGUGUCGGAGAACCGGAAACUUGAAGCCCGGCGCCUCACUCCGCGUGAUAGCAGUCUCAAGGAGCCGGCGUUGACGGGUGAUUAUUAUUGUGAGGAGGUUGACUCUACCUUCCACUGUAUUGGAGAGGCAGGCAUGUUGUACGGGUGCUUCGACGGAUACCUUGGACAGGGUAUCGUCACGCCGAUACGUUAUCUUGGGGAUGAUGUGUGGGCCCUGAGCUGCCCCCGUGGGCUGGAUGCGCCAGCACCAGGAGACUGGACUAUGGUGAUCCAUCGCGACGAGAGUGGCUCCGUCGUGGGCUUUAAGACCGGUUGUUGGCUAGCUAGGGGACUGGAUUUUGUCAAGAAGCAAUAA